Messenger RNA from Hevea brasiliensis (rubber tree), 519 nucleotides. RefSeq lists its product as uncharacterized. The transcript has a single exon. Lineage: Eukaryota; Viridiplantae; Streptophyta; Magnoliopsida; Malpighiales; Euphorbiaceae. The coding region runs from base 1 to 519 and encodes 172 amino acids. The record is from RefSeq and is a predicted model, not a curated record.
AUGAAAAUAGACAAGGCUCUCUGUGAUCUUGGUGUUAGUGUAAGCCUAAUGCCCCUAUCCAUAUGCCAAAAGCUGAAUGUCAGAGAACUCAUACCAACUACUAUCUCAUUACAAUUGGCAGAUAGAUCUGUCAAAUACCCAGUUGGCAUCUUGGAGAACAUCCUCAUCAAAGUAGGAAAGUUCUUCAUUCAUAUAGAUUUUGUGAUCCUAGAGAUCGAAGAAGAUGUUCAGAAUCCCAUUAUAUUGGAAAGGCCUAUCUUGGCAACUGCCAGAGCUAUUAUAGAUGUAAAAAAUGGGCGGUUAACUCUCAAAAUAGGAGGAGAAAAAGAAGUGAAAUUCAACCUAUUUAGAGUAAUGAAGCAUAAAUCUAAAUUUGAUGAAUAUUUAAGGGUUGACAUCAUAUAUAAGCUAGUAGAGGAGGAAUUCCAAAAGAGAUACCCUGAAGAUACUCUUAAAGUUUGCAUAGUGCACAGUAAUACAGUAGAUGACGAAAAUAAAGAAAUUGCAGCUUAUGCAUAA